GUGUGUGUAUGUGUGUGUGUUUGAGAGAGCGCGCGUUUGUCAGCGAUAGCCAGCGGUGCAGCGGUGUACGUGCGUGUUGGCGCAGUGUGUGAAUUUUCACAAUCGCGAACAUUCAUAAUCGAAAUCAAAGAUAUCCACAAAAAGAGCAAAAAAAACUUCCAGCUGUUAUCCAGAGCUUGCGUAUGUGUGUGUGCGUGUGUCUGAGUGCUUAGAUGUGUCUGUUUGUGAGCGACCAAGUGGGCAGGUGUGCUAAAUGUGUGUCAUUUGUCAGUGGCCGAGCAUUUGAUGUGAAAGUUUUCAUCCUGUGCCUGUGUGCAGCGUGAUAAGCCAUCGAUUGUAUGAUUACAGUGCAGCAUAAAAAGGCCUCACAACCAACAGGCUCCCUUUUUUAGAGGCGUUUAGACGUGCAUUAAUGAGUAUGUGUGUGUGUGUGUGUGUGUAGGUGUCCAAUUGUGUAUAUUGCGAUGGUCACUUCCGUGUGGUGAUGCGAAGUGUUCCGGUGCGCCAUAAAGGUGUAUGAAGCGGAGCUGUAUGUGAACAACCAACCAAGCAGAGUGAGCGUGCAUGUGUCUUCACUUUGGGCGCUCGUGUUUAGGAAGUUAUGUACUGUUUCCGUUUUGACUGGGAUCAGCAGUGAGGAUAUUUCCUUAUCGAUUGUAAAGGUUCAUCCACUCACACGAAAACAAAACACAAAAUGGCCGACCAAGGUCAAGCACCACCGAUAACGUCGGCACCGAAGCGCAGCACCGACCAUCCACAGUGCUCCAUCGGGAUGCCCGCCACCUUCCAGCAACAUCUGCACGGUUCGGAAUCGUGCAAAAACUCGCCCAACGUGCCCCGCCGACACGAUCCCGCACACCAUCUGCCGCACCAUGCGGCCGCCCUGCUGCUGCUCGAAAGCGGCUCGCAAAGCGCCAAAUCGUCUCCGCUGCCGAACAGGCGGCUCGACAAGCUGCAGGGCGUGAUUCGGGAUCAGCGAUCGACACCGAUCGUCGGUCGGCGCGAGGGAAGCGAGAUGGAAGCGUUCGAUUCGCCGCUCGUCUCGCGCCGCUUUCUGCAGCAGCAACCGUGCGAGUGUGCCGGUGGAUCGGCCGUACCGGCACCGGCCAAGCGUCGGGCCGCGUCCGAGUGUGUGUGCAGCAGUGCGGAGCCACAGGUGAUGCGUAAGCGCGUUGAUUCGGACUGCGGCAGUACGAGCAGCAGCUGUCUGCGCAAGAACGUAGUGCGUCACAAUUUCGGACUUGCCAGCGGUGGUACGGGCGGCGGUGGUGGUGUAAGUUCAUGUGAAAAUUCCCCCGUUCCGGUGCGUCGUCAGUUUGGGGCUGCGGUAGGGCAGGCGUAUCCUGCCUCCCCAGCCAAAAGUGUGCUCGGUGAGCCGGGAGUGUUUUCGUCGCCUGUGCAUCGUCCAUACCACCAUCAUGCGGCUUCAGGUGCAGGGUUUCAUGGCCCAGCCGGUGGUAGCCCGGCGAAGAGUGUUUUGGGUGAGCCGGGAGUGUUUUCAUCACCGGCACGGAGCAUUGUCUGUAGCCCACCUGGUGGUGAGCCGAGAGGUGGUGGUGGUGGUGUUGGUGCCGGUGGGGAUGGUAUGGAAGAUACGGAUCAAGGUGUUAGUGUUAGUGGGGCAAGUGAUGUGCUCGCAGGUGAUCAGACAAUCGUGUCCGGCUGGUUGAAGUUUCGCGAUAACAAAAAGUGGAAAAUCCGAUGGGGUGUCGUAACGAAGCUCUCACCAGCUGCAGAUUGCCUUCAUCUGCAGCUCUACCGGGACUCGAAGGAUCGCUACAAAAACGGUCAAACGAAGGCAUCGCUCUCGCUGCAGCACUUUCUCGGCGUGGAGUCGGGUUUCACGCUGGACAAGGAGUCCAACACGAUAGCAAUCAUCUGCCAGGACGUGAUAGUCGUGCUGGCAUUCGAUACCCGCGAAAGACUGAUACAGUGGCAGGUGAAGAUAUCGAACAAUCUUGGGGACGAUCUCCAGUACCUGGUUCUGGUGUCAUCGGCACCACCGAAAGCGAAACUAUCCACCGGACCCGCCCGGAUGCACAUCCAGGAUCAUCGGUUCUGUCUGACCACGGGCGUUCCUCCCCGGUUGACCGGGCUAUGGCAAAUCGAGCACUUAAGACGGUACGGUGUGGUGGACAAUCGGUUUUGCUUCGAAGGUGGCUCGAGCUGCGGGAAGGGCGAGGGCCUGUACGUGUUUGUGACGGAUCUGGGCGAGGAGAUAACGCACACGUUUAAGCUGGCGUCGCAGGGCAAGCUGGCGAGCAAGAAGCGGGCAACGGCGAGGAAAAUUGCAGCUCUCGACAGUCCCCGCAAGGGCGCAGAAUCACGCUCGACGAACUACAACGACGAGAUCUGCACCGUGCAUAUCGAAAACUCGAGCUGCACCUGCCGGAACUCGUACUGGCCGUCGACGGAAUCGCGUGACCUGGACAGCAACUACGGCUGCGGUGAUACGGCCUCCGUCUCCGAGUGCCACGACAGCAUCAACGAUUUGGACUCGUUCCCAAGGAAUACGGUGGCCAAUCUCGAACGCUGCAUGAGCUGCAUCUCCAAGCUCGGCGCCCCUUCCAUGUCGCGCAGCUCCACCGUCACCGGGACGCCCGGGGCCGUCGCCCCACUGCCCGCCUGGCACAUGCUAACCGAGCACAACAACCACAUCAAUCAAACGCACAAACUGCCCGCACCGCAGCUAGCGCUCGACCGGAUGUCGCUCUGUUCGCACGGCAGCAGCAACAACUCGGAGUACUCCAUCCCCCGGCAGACGUGCGGCGGCGGCCCGGGUGAAUCGAGCUGGUACGAGAAGGCACCGAGCGGACAGCAGCAGCAGCCGGGUGCACCCGCCUGCAAUCACCAUCGCUCAACGUCGCCCUGCAGCUGUCCGUCUGUUCCGGGCCGACCGCCAAAACCGCGAGACAUUGCACUGCACAUAACGGCCCCCAUCCAUACCGCCAUCAGUAUGUCGACCGGCAAGACCCCACAGCAGCACAGCGUCGGCCCGUACGAAAACUACGACAUACCGAAGACGCCGGUCGCCUGCGAUGGCUCGUCGUCCGGCUGCACGCCGGGCGAGAACUACGAUACGCCGAAAAAAAUACAAGAGUACCUGUCGAAGGAGGGCAAGGAUGCGGUGGACGGUGCCGGCAACUACGGCAACUACGACAUGCCAAUGUCCCUUACAAAAGCAGUGUGCAGCUGCCUGUCCGGUGGGGCGGACGCACCACCACUACAACCGCCACUGAAAGGGCCCGACCGGGGGGUGGACUGUACCUGCCAUCGGGUGAUGUCGUGGGCGGACAACUGGAUCUCGCUGCCGCUGUGCAAGCGGGGCAACGGGAUCGAAAACACUGCCGCGGUGCAGGUGAACAAGGUGAAGCUGAGCGGGGAGGGCAAGAUGCCGGUGAUGGAUGCGAGCGGUGCGGGCGAUGGGGCGAGCGGCGCGAUCUACGCCACCGUCGAUGUGACGAAAAAGAUCCGCAAAAGGCUGGAGCAGGGUGCGUGCGCGUGCGAGGAACCGCUCGUGACGCAGCCGCAGGCCAGCGGUCCGAAGCAGCUGCCCGCCAGCUGCUACGACAACUACGAGGAUGUGGAAAUCAAACCGGAAGCGGCGGCGGUGGCAGCAGCAGCGGGAGCCAACUACGCCAAUCUGGAGUUUGAGCGGUCGCUGGAGAACUACGAAAACUCCAAGGAGGUACUGCAGCGCGCUGGCUUAUGUCUGGCGGGGCUAUCGAACGAGGACGAAGAGGAGGAAGAACCGCGCCUGUGCCACAAGUGUGGACAUCCGAGUGUGAAAACGCCCGACACGGACACGGAGAAUCGACCGGACGGUGCUGGUGGUACGGAGCAACCAACGGCGACAACGUCAACGGACGAUAAGCAAGAAAACUACAUGAUGAUGGAACCGGGCAACAAGAAGUCCAAGUUCCCGGGCUAUAUUCCCAUGUCGCCGGCCGCUCCGACCGGCGCGUGCGGUGCAACCGAACCGGGCGAUGGAACGGUAUCCCCUACCGCACCACCGCUACCCUCCAAAUCGGACCUGCUGAAGCAGCGCAUGAGCCGCAUCAUCGGCGAAAAGUCGGCCAGCAAUCCGAGCCUGUGCGGGCCGGCGGUGGACCGCAGCCGGAAGCGAAUAGACGACGAGUCGCGCGUCCCGGGCAGUGCGAUGCUGCGUGCCACCCUCGCUAGCCCGUACGCCCGCAAGCAGCUCAUGGACAGUAGCGAUCUGCUGCCCGCCUGCGCUGCGGAGAAGGCCCGUCUCUCGCCCAGGAAACGGUCCGCGUCGGCAGAGUCGUCCCGCUUUCUGGACGCGGACGGCGACGAGCUCGAAAGCCCGCUCAGCGGGACGGCUUCCCCCAGCACGGAAACGCUGCUGCGCAAGACGCCAACGCCCGGCUCGGCGACGGCCCUGCGGCGAUCGUCCUCGCCGUGCGUCCACCAGGAGAUGGAGGCGUGCGACAAAUCGGCAGCGGCGGCCACCGAAGCCGAGGACGACCUGUCCGCCUCGACGAACCCUGCCUCGAGUCAGGCUUCCCAGUCCGUGUACAUCCGGCGGUCGGAAAGUGUGCCGUGCAAGGCACAGAACCGGGACAGCUCCAGCUCGAACGAUUCCGGCGUCUCGACUGGCUCGCUGCGGCAGCGCGGCACUGACUUUACCGACUUUGAGCUUCCGCUGACGACGGCCAUGUCGGCCCGGCGCCACCAGCGGCACGUGCUGCCGGCCCAGAACUGUGUGCAUGCGUCGCUGCCACGCCGCUCGAAAUCGUUCGAUCCGCUGCGCGAGCUUUCCUUCCAGUUCCAGAAGGUGCGCGUGCCGGAGAAGAGCACUUCGGCCGAGGCGGAGGUGCCCGUCUGUCCGCCCAAGGCGAAGGACGCGAUGAUGGCCGGCGGUGUGCCUGGUGCACCGUACAUUGAUUCGCGCAGCACCAGCAGCGGCACGUCCGACAUGUCCGACUACAUCGAGACGCUUUCCCUCUCUAGUCACAGUUCCUCCGAUACGCCCGAAGGCAUGAGGCACAUCCGACAGGCGACAUCGACGCUAAGGCCACGCUCUGGCAAAGAGUAUCAAAAUAUCGAUCGCUCGAUACUGUCGCUCACGCAGGCGAGCACGACGGACGCGAUCAAGAUGCCGGGCACACCGUCCCAGCUGCGCGGGCUGCUCUCCUGUUCGGCCAACUACGCCAACAUCACGCCCGUGCCGGAAAAUGCCGAAUCGCCCAGCCCCGGCUACCAGAGUGGCACCUCGCCGCAGGACGCACAGGGUCAGCAUUUUAUGUUUAAGAACUCAUCGUAAAACCAAAAACACACAACCUGCAGCAGCAAAGCCAAGGUAUUGUACAGACAAUUUCAUUAAUUUUAAGGUUCGUUAAGCGCACGUGUCUGCAGUGUGUUGAGAACGAGGUGAAAUAGUCACACCAAGAACGACAACAACAAAGCAAAACAAAAAAAAAAAAAAAAAACAGACCCAAAAACAUUCAAUGAAAGCAAUAACAUUAUGAAGUAUAAAACAUUUGUUUUUGUAUGUUAGUCAGUACGAAUGGUAUAAAAAAGAAAACUAGAAAAUCAAAACAACCAAAAACCCCAGUACUCCUGCAAACGUUAGUGGAAAUUGUACAGGUUUUUGUCCUUAGUUUGCUACCUUUAAAACAAGCCCCACACACGUUCGACUAGGAACGUUGGCGCAAGCAGUAAGAAGCAUUGCUUAUAUCGAUGCUGUAAUAUAAAAACGCAAACACACCUACAAAUGCGCUAGCGGGGGUGGCUUUUUGUUUUUGCUCUCCCCCAGCAAACCAGCAAGCAGCAAACUCCUCGCGCCGCGAGCGAGUUUACCCGGAGACAGAAAAAACAUAAAAAUUGAUCGCUUACAUUGCAAGAAAUCCCACCAACGACUGAUGCCACCGCCGGGCCGGGAAGAAGGAACGGCACUCACGAAAACGGAAAGAAAACGUCCGGAAAAGAACGAAUUGCAGUUGGGUCUGUUGUACCGGCUGCAGGCGUAUUGUUGAGCGCGCCCGCUCACUCCGGUGUGCCGCCGCGUCGCUCUGUUUGAUUGUAAUUAUUUAACCUUCCGAUCCUGGAAGGCAUUACUCGUGGCCCGUUCCCAUUCAUGGAUUACCUGGACCCCGUGAAGUUCCGUGAAUGUGUACCGUGGUGAAGACUUUCCUUCCCAUUGUCAUCACCGUCACACCGUCGCAAUGAUGAUUGGAGAAGGGAGGGGGGGGGAGGUGCAAACAAUGGAAACAUAUUCUCCAAGUGUUUUACCGUCUUCUGCUGUAAAGGUGCGGACGGAAUCCAUUUCUAUGUUGGGGUAAAGCGAAGGGAGGGGAUAAACUGGAAGAGGAAAUGGUACAAAAUGGAGACAAUGAUGCGAAAGAAUUGCUUCCUUGUAAGUAUCACAGCAUCUCCACCCCUCGAAGAUGGAAACAAUAAUAAGUUUCCGAUGAGAGUGAGUGGAGCUGUGGCAGUGUGGCUGGUGUGUUGGUAUAUAUAUUUUCACAUUCCCCAAAAGUGGGUGGAAAAUCGUAAAAACAGAUAGACUUCCGUCAUCUAGGGAAUGUUACACUAGAGUUGGUAAAUAAAAUAUUUCCCAUCCACCGAGUUGUGUUUCACCGAGAUGUAACUUUUGUGACACUCGCACACACAUACAAUCGAUAUUGUGUGAUAAACAUUGAUCGUUACGAUUGAGCUCUCUGCCUCUGCCAGGUAGAUGGCGUGUAUUCGCGUGUUUCGUCGUUGGGUGAACAUAUUUUUGAGAGAUUAAAACAAACACCGCCACUUCGGGUUGAUGAUAUUGGUUGAUGGCUUUUGUGUCGCUACUGUUUGUUGAGACGGAAGAUGUGGAUUGGACAUUAUUUCAAUAUUUGAACAUUGCCAUGAAGGUUGAAGGUGGUGCAAAUAUUUGUGCAUCCCGAAAACUUCAACUUCUAUUUUCUAACAAAUCAAAAAUGUCACCAGCAUCAUUUUUCGUCGAAGAGACCAUGUAAACAUAUAAAAUGAAAAACAGUCAUUGGCAAACUUGUAAGUGGAUUUUGUGCAAAAAAAAAACGAGUAAGCGAUUGAUUUCUGUAAAUAACAAAUAAAAACAUACAAAACAAUGCAUAUACAUGAAAAACAAACACACAACAACUGAAGCAAAUCUCAAAGCUGAAAGAGAAAAAACUGACAGAGAAAACAUGCCAAAAACAAAACUGAGACAAAAGUGAAGCCUAAUGGGGAAGUAUCUGUAGUAAAAGAGAAUCGAACUUGUUAAACAUAACAAAACAGGAAAAAAAAACUGAACUAUUAUUAACUCAAAUACGGCGCAAGGAACGUGCAAUGUAGAUAAAUGAAAAAUGUCAUACGUCAUGCCAGUCUCUCAUCAACUCACCCUGCUGCAAAUGCAAAUUGUUGUGCAAUCUUUCUCCUUUUUAAACGUCUCUGUUCAGCCGACGAGAUGUUCACACUGCAACUAUACAUGAAAACUGACUGAAAUCAUCCAAACACACACCUUUUUCUCUCAUACUUCCUUCAAUGUCCCUUAAACCAUUUCCAUUGCUCUAUUUUCUUAAUCUGCCCGUAAUCCUUUACGACUACGCCAUUCGCUAGAACAUAAACGAAAGAAUAUGCCUUAAACUUUAUUCCUGAUCGAACACCUACACCGACAUAUGCAUACAUUCGUUUUCUGUGAAGAUUUAUAGUUUAUUCAACGAAUAACAAAAAAAAAGCACAAAACAUUCACCACCCAUCUCAUCCGAAGGUUUUGGCAUUGAAAGUAUUUUUUUUGUAGAAAGAUAUACAGAAAACAUUCAGAGAACCUUCACACAUUUGCCGGAAUCACGAGAAUCACGAAAGAAAAGAAAAAACGCCACAAAAAUGAUAACCUGUAAUAUAUAAACUAUCCCACACGCAAACGCAAAGCUAUGUGCGUAAAAUAACAUAAGCCAAGCAAAUAAUCCAUUGUUUAGUAUUACUCAAACCAGUGAGUGGUGAGCAAAGAAAACAAAACCGAAAAAAACACAUACCCCCACUCACACCUGUAACCAAAGUUUAGCACAAUUUUAUCGCCACACGAAACAACUGAAACGGACAAAACUUCCGACUGCUGCCGAAAGCACGCCCUUGGCUGCCCCGGGAUGACAGAGAGAUUGAUUUUUUGCCCAGACCUGUCGCCAGUCGUGUGUUUGCGGGGCAGUGGGCUCGUAGAUGAUUUUAACGAACGAAAUCAUUCGAAAAACAAACCCCCCCAUUUAUCUCUACUCACAUUCAAAACCGACAGCUGCAAAUAGAACGCUGAAGCAAAUGAACGGUGUUUGCUGAGCACACUGCUGCUGUCUGUUGCUAGAAAGACAGUUCCAUCACGGUGUAAGGAGAGUUUUACAGAGUGUGUACCACCCCUAGCAAGGUGCGGUGGCUCCGAAUUUUCAGGAGUCAAUUUCGAGCAAUGUUUGUUUCUUUUUUCUACGAAUAUAUGUACACGUAUAUUCUAUACAGGGAAUACCAUGGUUUAGCAAAAGAGGAGCGAGAGAAAGAGAGAGAGAGAGAGAGAGAGAGAGGGAGAGAGAGAGAGAGAAGCACAUACAUUUAAAAUCAAAUUUCAGUAGGCAAAUCGAAGGCGAAAGCUCGUAAAUGAGCCCUGCGGAGCGCAGAAACGGAAGAAAACUUUCGACUUAAAAGGGACGGGCUGAACGGUUUAAUGGAAUGAAAGGUCUUAGUUUAGGUGUACCAUUUUUUGCUACCAAUUUUACACACCGGCAUAGCAAAACCGAGCUUGCUGGACGGUCGGUACAAAAAAAAACGAGUAGCAUCGGGACAUUCAACACAAAUAAAAAAUAGCAUUGACACAACCAGCAUUGGAUGAAGAGGCAAACGAUGUGCGACGAUAGGAGAGCAAACACGUCCCUAUGUUGUAAGACAAAAUUAAGAUAACAGAUGUAUCAAUUUGUUUAUGUUUUACGAAAGAUAUUUCAGUGUGUUUGAGUUUAUUUAAAGGGAACUCCUGACUAGUUUGCAUGAUAGAUUUUUAAUCAAAACAAAACUUAUAUGCAAUAAUUUAUAAUACGUUUCCAUUUCACUUUACUUCUAUUCUUGCGAGGAAAAAAAACAAAAAAACGAAAAGAAAAGACGAGAUAAUUCAAAAGCACAGAUACACUGAUGUGCUUCCACAGUUUAGCGCUGCGUUUGCGUAUACACGAUUUGUGUGUGAUACACGCAAGCCAGGUGUUUGUAAAUAGGAAAAAAAGUAUGUAAAACCAAACGAGCAAACCCAUAUUAACACUAUUUGAGUAUUUAUUGGAUUAUUGCAACACAAAACCAAACGAACGCAGACAGCAAGUAGUGGUUAGCAGAAGAAGAUGAAGAAAAAAACGAAAGAAAACAAGCGAUGAGACAAGAACGGGCUUAGCGAGAAAAGCCGUAACAGGUUACGGGUGAAUGCUCAAUACACCAAGCAAACGGUAAAAGGAAGUACGUGUAAGCAAAGGGCGAAUGAAUCUCUUUUACGCAAAUCAACCCCAACCAAGUCCAUUUUGCCACCCGGAGCUAAUUUUUAUGCGUUCGUUUCGCCCGCUAAGCCCGCUAAGGGCUCAACAAAUUGGCUAACUGAUGGCUUCCGUCAAAUGGUGUGUAAAGCCCGGAAAUGAAAGGACGGAGAAGAAAACAGAGGAUCAUACAGAAGACGAACGCUUACGAACGUCGGCUAAAACAUUAAAGUCAAAGUGACAUGCAAAGAGAAGGUGGAGGAGCUGGAGGAGAAAAAGCAGGAAGAAAAAGUAUGCAAAAGUCCAAAAAUAAAGUUUAACGACACUUUCAUGAAACAUAUA
This is a messenger RNA of Anopheles arabiensis, 9791 nucleotides long. RefSeq lists its product as uncharacterized. Bases 695 to 5287 code for a protein of 1530 amino acids. The record is from RefSeq and is a predicted model, not a curated record. The transcript is spliced from 12 exons. Gene Ontology annotation, biological process: positive regulation of protein tyrosine kinase activity; neuromuscular junction development. Lineage: Eukaryota; Metazoa; Arthropoda; Insecta; Diptera; Culicidae. Gene Ontology annotation, molecular function: protein kinase binding.